This is a messenger RNA of Endocarpon pusillum Z07020, 318 nucleotides long. RefSeq lists its product as uncharacterized. The transcript has a single exon. Bases 1 to 318 code for a protein of 105 amino acids. The record is from RefSeq and is a predicted model, not a curated record. Lineage: Eukaryota; Fungi; Ascomycota; Eurotiomycetes; Verrucariales; Verrucariaceae.
AUGACGCGCCACGAGGCCACGGAGCGCGUGCACAGUCAGUGGGAUGUUAGGCUUAAGGCGGAGAGGUGUCUAGCCAGGAAGGAGGGGGAGGAGGCGAGGGGGUUGGUCAUCUGGAAUGAUGGCGAUAAGGAGGAGUUGAGGAGGGAGGUCGGGCUGGUGAUGGAGAAGGUGAGGAGGACGAGUCCGCGGUGGUGGAGCUGGGUUUGCUUGCUUGUUCCACCUGUCGGGUUCGCGGCGGCAUCGUGGCAGCUGGUCAGGAAUCUGCUGGAUAGCUGGGCGUGGAAGAGGCGACGGAAGAUGGAGAAGGCGAAGCUGUGA